Molecule: messenger RNA, 582 nt
Organism: Metarhizium acridum CQMa 102
Lineage: Eukaryota; Fungi; Ascomycota; Sordariomycetes; Hypocreales; Clavicipitaceae
Source: RefSeq, a predicted model, not a curated record
AUGUACCAACACGUUUCUCGAGCCCUAUGCAGAGGGCCAAACUAUCUCCUUCAAUCUAGCAUCUACAGGACCGCGGUCAUCCCUUUAUCCAACCUUCCAACUUGCCGGUUCGCCUCCUGGUCACAAUCAUCACGAUCCCUCACCACCGCCGCCACUAAACCCGCUCACAGCUACACACCCAUGAGUCGCGCUCCCACGCCUCCUCCAACGAAAUCACCAGAAGAGCUGGCUGGUGCUGCCUACAUCGUUCGUCGCACACCUUCAAUACAGCUUCCAGUAUACAGACGAUUCAUGUCAGGAGGAAACCGCCAAGUGGUGUUAAUAAAAAAGGUGGACGGUGACCGGAAGAAACUGCUAGAAGACUUGGUAGACUCACUUGGAGUGAGCAAGCAAGAUAUCAGGCUAAAUCCGACGACACAGCAUAUCGAGCUGAAGAGCAAUGAAAAACUACAGAGCGUUUUGAAGAGUUAUGUGGUAUCAGUUUAUGUCUCACACGCCUAUACCUAUGUACAACUGUCCCUACAGGAUAUACCCCAAAGCAUUGCCUUUCCAAAUCAAGUUCGCAUCUCCAUGCAAAUCUAG